ACGGGGCAUGACCGGGGCCAUCACGGUGGACAUUGAGACGUCCGGCGCGCGACGAGGACGUCAGCAUCACCACUAACCUCUCUCCAUCGACUCCUUCUACACACUGGUCCAGGACCAACUAAGGAACAGCUACCAGGUGGGCUACGACCACUCUCUGAGGGUGAUCUAUGCCAACGGGAUGGACACACACUACCAGACGGAGCCCCACAUCCUGGCGGGCGCUGCCAACCCCACGGUGGCACGGAGGAACAUGACGCUGCCCGGGGAGAACGGGCAGAACCUGGUGGAGUGGCGCUUCCGCAAAGAGCAGACCCGGGGGAAAGUCAUCGUGUUCGGAAGGAAGCUCAGGGUGAAUGGCAGAAACCUUCUCUCUGUGGAUUACGACCGAACUCUCCGGACAGAAAAGAUCUACGACGACCACAGGAAGUUCCUGCUGAAGAUCGUGUAUGACACCCAGGGCCACCCUACUCUGUGGGUCCCCAGCAGUAAGCUGCUGUCAGUCAACCUUACCUACUCCAGCACGGGGCAGGUGACCAGCCUACAGAGGGGUCCCACCACAGAGAGGGUGGAGUACGAUGGUCAAGGGAGGAUUGUGUCCCGAGUGUUCGCCGAUGGAAAGACCUGGAGUUAUACAUACCUGGAUAAGUCCAUGGUGCUCCUGCUCCACAGCCAGCGUCAGUACAUCUUUGACUACGACCUGUUGGACCGCCUGUCUGCUGUCACCAUGCCGUCGGUGGCCCGUCACACCAUGCAGACCAUCCGCUCCCUGGGCUACUAUCGCAACAUUUACAACCCCCCGGAGAGCAACGCCUCGGUCACCGUCGACUACAGCGAAGACGGACAGCUCCUCAGAGUGGCCCACCUAGGGACAGGUCGUAGAAUUCUCUACAAGUACCGACGACAGAACAAAAUGGCGGAGAUCUUGUAUGAUUCUACGAGGGUUAGCUUCACCUACGAUGAGACAGCCGGUGUGCUGAAGACGGUGAACCUCCAGAGUGAAGGGUUCAUCUGUUCCAUCCGGUACCGGCAGAUUGGACCGUUGGUGGACCGGCAGAUMUUCCGGUUCAGUGAGGACGGCAUGGUGAACGCACGGUUUGAUUAUACCUACGACAACAGCUUCCGGGUCACCAGCAUGCAGGCUGUCAUCAACGAGACGCCGCUGCCAAUCGACCUCUACCAGUUUGACGACAUCUCCGGGAAGGUGGAACAAUUCGGAAAGUUCGGUGUGAUCUACUACGACAUCAACCAGAUCAUCUCCACGGCCGUCAUGACCUACACCAAGCACUUCGACGUCCACGGRCGGAUCAAGGAGAUCCAGUACGAGAUYUUCAGAUCCCUCAUGUACUGGAUCACCAUCCARUAUGACAACAUGGGCCGGGUGACCAAACGCGAGAUCAAGAUCGGACCGUUYGCCAACACGACCAAGUAYGGUUACGAGUACGACGUGGACGGUCAGCUCCAGACGGUCUACCUCAACGAGAAGAUGAUGUGGCGCUACAACUACGACCUGAACGGCAACCUCCACCUGCUCAACCCGGGUAACAGYGCCCGGCUCACCCCGCUACGCUACGACCUCCGAGAYCGCAUCACRCGGCUCGGGGACGUCCAGUACCGGYUGGACGAUGACGGGUUCCUGAGACAGAGAGGAGCUGAGAUCUUUGAGUACAACUCCAAGGGCCUUCUAGAACGCGUCUACAGCAAAGGCAACAGUUGGACCAUCCAGUACCGCUACGACGGGUUGGGCCGCCGUGUGGCCUCCAGAACCAGCCUGGGCCAGCACCUGCAGUUCUUCUAUGCAGACCUGAACUACCCGACCAGGAUCACGCACGUCUACAACCAYAGCAGCUCAGAGAUCACAUCUCUCUACUAYGACCUGCAGGGACACCUCUUCGCCAUGGAGAUCAGUAGCGGAGAGGAGUUCUAUAUCGCCUGUGACAACACCGGAACCCCUCUAGCAGUGUUCAGUAGUAAUGGGCUUCUUUUGAAGCAGGUGCAGUACACGGCCUACGGCGAGGUCUACUUUGACUCCAACCCCGACUUUGUCCUGGUGAUCGGCUUCCACGGGGGUCUCUACGAUCCCCUGACGCGCCUGCUGCAUUUCGGGGACCGGGACUAUGACAUCCCGGCGGGGCGCUGGACCACCCCAGACAUCGGGACGUGGACGAGAGUCGGGAAAGAYCCGGCGSCRUUCAACCUGUACAUGUUCCGGAACAACAACCCUGUCAGCAAAGUUCACGAGGUCAAGGAGUACGUCACAGAUGUCAAUAUCUGGCUGGUGACGUUUGGGUUCCACCUUCACAACGCCAUCCCCGGGUUCCCCAUCCCCAAGUUCGAUCUCACACAGCCGUCCCUGGAGAUGAAGAAGAGCCAGCUCUGGGACGACCUGCCGUCCAUCUCGGGGGUGCAACAGGAAGUGACCCGGCAAGCCAAGGCUUUCCUGUCCUUCGAGAGGAUGCCGGAGAUCCAGCUGAGCCGCCGGCGCUCCAACCGGGAGAAACCCUGGCUGUGGUUCGCCACCGCCAAGUCGCUGAUCGGUAAGGGUGUUAUGUUGGCGGUGACGCAGGGCCGUGUGGUCACCAACGCUCUGAAUAUCGCCAACGAGGACUGCAUCAAGGUSGCCGCCGUCCUCAACAAUGCGUUCUACCUGGAGGACCUACACUUCACGGUGGAGGGACGCGACACGCACUACUUCAUCAAGACCAGCCUCCCGGAGAGCGACCUGGGAGCGCUGAGGCUGACAAGCGGGAGGAAGUCGCUGGAGAACGGAGUCAACGUGACUGUGUCYCAGUCCACCACCGUGGUGAACGGCAGRACUCGGCGCUUCGCCGAYGUGGAGCUGCAGUACGGCGCWCURGCGCUCCACGUGCGYUACGGSAUGACUCUGGACGAGGAGAAGGCGCGUGUKCUGGAGCAGGCCAGGCAGAAGGCGUUGKCGAGUGCYUGGUCCAGGGAGCAACAACGGGUGAGGGAGGGGGAGGAGGGAGUGAGGCUGUGGACGGAGGGGGAGAAGAGGCAGCUGCUGAGCGGAGGGAAGGUKCUGGGCUACGAUGGGUACUACGUCCUCUCCAUAGAGCAGUACCCCGAGCUAGCAGACUCCGCUAACAACAUCCAGUUCCUCAGGCAGAGCGAAAUAGGGAAGAGGUAACAGACAGAAUCCUCGGCA
Salvelinus sp. IW2-2015 is the source of this 3163-nucleotide messenger RNA. The record is from RefSeq and is a predicted model, not a curated record. Lineage: Eukaryota; Metazoa; Chordata; Actinopteri; Salmoniformes; Salmonidae.